This is a messenger RNA of Delphinapterus leucas (beluga whale), 1675 nucleotides long. The record is from RefSeq and is a predicted model, not a curated record. NCBI's taxonomy places the organism in Eukaryota, Metazoa, Chordata, Mammalia, Artiodactyla, Monodontidae.
GAAGCUCGGCAGUGUCGAAAGAAAUAUAAAAGCAAAGGCUAUUUUCUUGCUUUCUUUCUGUUUUUACUUUCUUUCUGUUUCUUUUUCCUGAAGAGCGAGCGGCCCUUGCGGUGGCGUUUUGGGGUGGGCGUCGCCGAGGUGAGGGGGUCUCGCCUCCCGCACGCUGGUAGGUGAGUGCGGCCUGGGCCCUGGCCAGGCAGCGAGACCUGGGCUCCGGCUUCCUCGCUCCGGAGGCAUAUCACUUUUCUGCUGAACGGACUAGACUCAUCUCUAAGGCUCCUUGAAUAUCCGAGUUUCUCCUUUUGGAAUCUACUUGGAAAUAAAAACAGACUGAUUGUUCCAUUAUGGAUGGAGGGGAUGAUGGUAACCUUGUUAUCAAAAAGAGGUUUGUGUCUGAGGCAGAAUUAGAUGAACGGCGCAAAAGGAGGCAAGAAGAAUGGGAGAAAGUUCGAAAACCUGAAGAUCCAGAAGAAUGCCCAGAGGAGGUUUAUGACCCUCGGUCUCUAUAUGAAAGGCUACAGGAACAGAAAGAUAGGAAGCAGCAGGAGUAUGAAGAACAGUUCAAAUUCAAAAACAUGGUAAGAGGCUUAGACGAAGAUGAGACCAACUUCCUUGAUGAGGUUUCUCGUCAGCAGGAACUAAUAGAAAAGCAGCGAAGAGAAGAAGAACUGAAAGAACUGAAGGAAUACAGAAGUAAUCUCAACAAGGUUGGAAUUUCUCAAGAAAACAAGAAGGAAGUGGAGAAGAAAGUGGCUGUGAAACCCACAGAAACCAAGACCAAGUUCUCCCAGGCAAAGCUGUUGGCAGGAGCUGUGAAGCAUAAGAGCUCAGAGAGUGGCAACAGUGUGAAAAGACUGAAAUCGGACCCUGACCCAGAUGACAAGAAUCAAGAAGCCCCUUCCUGCGUGUCUCUUGGAAGCACAUCUCUGAGUGGUCCCUCCAUCCACUGCCCCUCCGCUGCCGUCUGUAUCGGCAUCCUCCCAGGUUUGGGUGCCUACUCUGGGAGCAGCGACUCUGAGUCCAGCUCAGACAGCGAAGGCACUAUCAACGCCACCGGCAAGAUCGUCUCCUCCAUCUUCCGAACCAACACCUUCCUCGAGGCCCCCUAGUUCCUCUGUUCUUACCGCAGGGAGCUCCUCCCCAAGAAUAGACUGGACAGUUUAUUCUGCCUACAGGCAUUACCUCCCACAGAAAAGUCCUUUGCCUGCUCCCUGUGCACACCGUGACAUUUUUAACCUCAUCUAAAAAUGUGCCAGAAUCCACUUGUGGCCCGACUUGUGUUUGUUUUCUCUUUCUACUCCAGUAUGGAUGCCCAAACCUGUCCCACAGCCUCUGUCCUCACUGUUGUAGUAGGGCAGAGGUCAGGGCCCAGCAGAAAUUCCACUAAGAAUGCCCUGGGAAAAUAGGUACCAAGCGGCUUGCAAAGGGUUUGGGUUCUGUUGCUUUCUUGUUUUUUGUUUCUUUUUUUUUCCUUUCCCAACGCCACAAAGAAGCAAGGACAGUUACUGAACAGGUAUCAUUUAAAACAUUCUAUUCUAGACGAAGGCGCCGUUUGACUAUACUGUGUUGUGGAGUGUGCAGGGCGGAGAGAAGGUCCCAGGUGAUGGAAUGGCGCACUGCCCUGGAACUAACCUAUUCUUGAUGUUGUGUGACUAAGUAAAGGUUCUAAACUACA